Messenger RNA from Clarias gariepinus (North African catfish), 1531 nucleotides. RefSeq names its product putative protein MSS51 homolog, mitochondrial. The coding region runs from base 397 to 1527 and encodes 376 amino acids. Lineage: Eukaryota; Metazoa; Chordata; Actinopteri; Siluriformes; Clariidae. The record is from RefSeq and is a predicted model, not a curated record. The transcript is spliced from 6 exons.
CAGCCAGGCCACUCCUUUACUGUUGAUUUCUGUCUUUAACUCCGCCUCCCACAGUGGUUCAUUCCUCACUUGUACAUCAGUUUCCUGAUCUGCCCGAGGUUGUUAUCAUCAGUGUUGGUGUUAAAGCCUCUCCCAGGCCCUCCCUCAUAUCUGUUAAACACAGUUCUGGUUCCUUCUGGAAAUAACUCCUGCUCCUGGUGAUCACCAGCGACCCCUGGGACGAGGGGACGGGAGAAGACAGGAGAAGGUUGGAGAAGGUCGUGUAGGAGGAUAUAAACCUCACCGAGUGUUUGGGUGUGUGUGUGUGUGUGUGUGUGUGUGUGUGCACGCUUAAAUAUAAUAAGAGCUCUGAAAUCAGAUCUGAGGAAGGAGAAAGAAACGAGAAAGACGUUCAGAAUGACAGACUGCAGCAGUUCUUUAGAGAGUAAAGCUCUCACUUUCCGCACUCAGAAGGAAAUGUUUGAGAAAAUGGAAGAAUCCUUCAAAUUCUGUGCGGGAUGUGGGAAACAGCCGUCACAGGGGACAGACCCGCUGAAACGCUGUGCCAGGUGUUUAAAUGUGUAUUACUGCAGUAAAGAUUGUCAGAAGCAGGACUGGUCUGUGCAUAAGAAGUUUUGUGUUAAGUUGCGUAUGGCUGCGGUGGACAGGCUUGUGGAGUGGCUUGUUUAUAAAGGAGAUCUGCCCUUCCCCACAGAGGUGUGGUCCAAACCUGCUAAAGAGGUUCGAUGCUGGGACGACUGGCUCUCCAUGCAGGGCGACAUCACAACCCGUAUAAAGCCAACCUUGUCUGGAAAGAACAUGACAGAACUCUGGACCAAUGCCUGCCGGCCACGCCCAGAUGAGGUGGAGCUUUGUGAAUCUGCGUGGCGCGUGUCUAGCGAGUUCCUGUCACGUCCACUAACUAUUGGAAUGGCGAUGAAGAUGUUUGGUCUAGACCCGUAUUCCAAACCACUCACCAUCCACAUCGUUGGGGCUGGAAACAAUGAGACCCUGGGUGCAAGGACAACAGAUCUGGAUGAGCUGAGCCAUAUGUUCCCUGGACAUCAGGGUCUGGAGGUUGUCAUGGUGGGUCCAGAGGUGAUGCAGGGGCCCAUUGUGAGGCCUCCUUUAAGAGCGUUUGGUCCACGAGGAAGGGUCUACAUUAGCGCCUACAAGGGUCUGUACCAUGAGUUCUGGGAGGAGCUUGUGGAGAAGGGAGAGGCAGCAAGACCAGACCUGGUGGUGGGGUUUCAUCCAGAUUUUAACUCCAGACAGGGAAUGACAGAUGGAUGGUUACCAACCCUGCUGCUGCUCAGAGACUACAGCAUUCCAACCCUAUUCACUAUGAUCAACAAUGAAGAGCUGAAGAACUCCGUACAGAUCCUGGUGGAGUUGGAGAUGGACAUUAAAGGCACUGGACCGAACCCUUUUAGCUCCCAGAAGCCUGAGCAGGUGCAGUCGAGUCCCAACAAGGAGCUGAGCUACUGCAACGCCUUCUACCUGAACUUCCAGGGCCUGCUGGAGGACCAGCCGGAUGAGGACGACUAGCCAU